This is a messenger RNA of Corticium candelabrum, 1097 nucleotides long. RefSeq names its product ribonuclease Oy-like. NCBI's taxonomy places the organism in Eukaryota, Metazoa, Porifera, Homoscleromorpha, Homosclerophorida, Plakinidae. Gene Ontology annotation, molecular function: RNA binding; ribonuclease T2 activity. The transcript is spliced from 8 exons. Bases 206 to 919 code for a protein of 237 amino acids. Gene Ontology annotation, cellular component: extracellular region. The record is from RefSeq and is a predicted model, not a curated record. Gene Ontology annotation, biological process: RNA catabolic process.
UAAAAAAUUUAAGCGCUGCCUUACUAAGGCACUAUCCAGAGGGAUUGUUCUAGGGGCUAUAAUAAAAAUUAGGUCACCUAGCCAGCUCGCAGCCGUUGAUUAGACAUGGCUAUCUACGCAUGCGUAAGACAGCGAAACCCGGAUCUUUUGGUUAAGUGUAGAGUUACUACCCUCCUUGUACAAUCCUUCCGGCGGCAACUUCGGAAUGAAAACGACCAUUUGUCUCUAUAGUCUCGUUUCCUUUCUGUUUCUCUAUGCAUACCAUUGCAACGGCAAGCCGUCGUCAUUCGACUUCUUUCUGCUUGCUCAACAAUGGCCACCAGUCAUUUGCACGGCGAAUCCUGACUACAGGUGCAGAGUGCCUCCAAGUUGGAAUUCGAAUGCAAGAUGGACUAUACACGGUUUAUGGCCUGCAGUUUAUAAUGUGCGAGGUCCAAGUUACUGCAAUGACUCCUACAAAUUAAACGUGAAUUCAUUACAGGAUUUGCUGCCCAAACUAAAGUAUUAUUGGCCAAAUGUGUUUCGUGGCAACACUGACGUCAAUUUCUGGAGUCAUGAAUGGAGGAAACAUGGAACUUGUGCAAUGUCAGUGGAUUUUUUGAAUGACGAGCAUGAUUAUUUUAAAGAGGCCUUAAAAAUUCGCAAAAGUUUAGAUAUUUACAAUACUCUUGUCAAUGCAGGAAUUGUUCCAUCAGAGACCCAUACAUAUGACGUAGACAAGAUUAGUUUUGCCAUUACUGCUGCUUAUCGUGUUAAACCAAUGCUUUUGUGUGGAUCUAACAAGUCAAUUGGGCAGUUUUUGUCAGCGAUCCACUUGUGUAUGGACAAAACUCUCAAGCUUAUUGACUGUGGCAGCUUUGUCUAUGUAUCCUCUCCUUGUCAAAAGGGAAAGUCAGUGAAGUACAUAACAUCUUUCUGAUAUACUCUUUUGAUGUGUGUGCUACGGAUGCAUUGAACUGCUUUUGUUUCGAUGUAAAAUGUGAUGUACCCAUACGUGUUAGUUCUUGUUUGUAGUAUGCUCAUUCUGACAGCAGUCUUCCUUGUCAGCAGUUAUGAACUCAAUAUUACAAAUGCAAGUUGUAACUCAAAACUAAACU